GUCAGGUAUAAUUAGCAAUCGAUAUGGAAAACGCUUCCUGCAAGCCACGUCUCUGACGUCACAACCGAUUAAGGUUUCUUAUUGGUCCCAAAUUCCCCAAGCCUGGGCUAAUUAUUGCCAGCUUGAUGUUGAUAAGGUAAAGCUCAUCUUGGGCUGGAAGCAUGUCACCUCCUCACUGGCCAUUGCUGCUGCAGGCUUGCUAGGGUCCCACAUCCAGCCUUGCAGCUUGUGGCCGCACCACCAUAACCACCUCCACCACCACCAUCCAGGGAGAUGAUGGACAGCAGGAUACUGGACCAUCCUCAUGCCCAGUUUGGAGGCUCAAUGAGUGGGAUGGUGGGAUUUCCUUACCCCCUCAGCCAUCACCAUGUGUAUGAGCUGACCAGCCACCAGCUGCAGUCUGCAGCCGUGCCCUUCUCCAUAGACGGAUUACUCAACGGUUCGUGCACCGCCUCGGUGGUCAACCCCAACCCUCUGCUAGCCUCUGGAUGUGGCAUGAAUGGGGACAGUCAGCAGUACAAGCUGUCAGGUAAGAGCCCAGCAGCAGGCAUGCAUGGGGGGCACGGGGGGCAAGGAGUGAGCGGUAAUAUACAAAGAAAUCAUUCCUGAUUAUUGUUACAAACAAAGCGAUUGAAUGACAUACAGAGACACAGACACACAAAAUGCUACAUAUUACAAACCGCUGGUGUUAUUGUAUCAAAUGUAAUGAGCUUUCAUUUACAGCAAGCCACACACAAAGUCCUUAUAUACUUAACCAACAAUUGGGAAAGGGGAUCAAAUAAUCUAAAAAACGAGGGGCUGGGGAUCUGUGAGGUCCUGUACAGUGUGUGUGUGUGUAUGUGUGUGUGUGUAUAAAUAUAUCUAUCUAUAUAUAUGUGUGUGUGUGUGUCUAUAAAAUUGUAUACCUGUAUAAUGUUUAGCUUUUAAUAAAAAGAACAUAAAAAAUAUCUAUCUAUCCAUCUAUCUAUCUAUCUAUCUAUCUAUCUGUCUAUCUAUCUAUAUAUCUGUCUAUCUGUCUAUCUAUCUAUAUAUAAUGUGUUUUGUUCUUUUUAUUAAAAGCUGCAGAAAAUUGGAUAGUAGUACGAAUUACACAAUAACCGUGUACACUGCAUUUUUAGGUUUUAAAAUUUCACUUGAAAGUCUAGACUGUGAGUACAAUGGUGUGAGGAUGAAAGUGGAUUUAUUAUAUUAUUAAAAGAUAUCAGCAAUACCCUUAUGACAUCAAUAAACAAUUCAUUGUUUAAAAAAACAAAAAAAAUAAGCACACAAAAAAAAAACAAAACAGACAAAUAUUAGUCAUAAAAAAAACCCACAAGGCAGCAUGACGUUUAAUGGAGUGGCUGACAGCUCACACUAUGAUACUCACGUGUACAUCACUGGGAUGCUGUUAUUGUGGUAAACAGGAGUGGAACACAAACUAACACCAGGAAAAUCCCAGGAAAAAAAACUAACGAAAUGGGAAAGUAAUAGGGACGCUUUGCUAGCUACGCGGUGUAAAACUGGGUAGCUGUUUGUUAUAUAUAUAUAGAUAUAUAUAUAUAUAUUUUUUUUAAUUUUAUAUCUGUUUCUUUUUUUUGUGUGCUAAUUUUAGGACAAGUAAAUGAAUUUAAUUUUAAAAUAUACACACAUAUACAUGUGUAUGUUAUAGAAAUAAAUAUACAUCCCUUUUCUUUUCUUUUUUUAACAAAUCAUUAUUAGAAAUGUAGCUAUGUACUAAUGUCCAUGUUAGGUUUUUAGAUUUUUUUAUACAAUUAAAUAUAAAUAUUAAUAUAUACAUAUAUAAAACACAUAUGGUGUAUAGGAGAGGCCGGUCCCCCUGUGUACCUGAGGGUCUCACAAGGUGACCACUUUUUGUUGUGGUGGUGGUGGUGUGAUUGUCUGCAAGGCUUAGCUGCUGUCUGCAGGGCUGUCACCCAGCAAGCCGUGGGAAUAGGGUACAUGGUGGGAUGGAAAAGGCAUCUCUCUGCGGGGGGUACAUUUCUAUUUUCCAAAUUCACUUUCCAAACGUGGGAAGUAUCGUAAAACCACUUUGAUCUGUGGCAGAAACAACAUCACAAAUCUGCAUCCUGUUUCCCUUUACUAUUUUCUUAGUUUUACGUGUCACUUGUUUAUGUGUCAUACAAGUGUAUGUGUAUGUGUGUGUUUGUUUAUUAUAUAUGUGUGUAUAUAUACAUAUACUUAUUGUGUGUGUGUGUGUGUGUGAGUGUGUGUUUAUACUUUUAAGGACAAUAUAUUUAGUUUGUGAGCUCAUGUAGAUUUGUCCCAUUGUAGACUCCAGUGACCCGGAUAAGGAGAGCCCUGGCUGUAAGAGAAGAAGGACAAGGACCAACUUCACCGGGUGGCAGCUCGAGGAGCUGGAGAAAGCCUUCAAUGAAAGUCACUAUCCGGAUGUCUUCAUGAGGGAGGCCUUGGCAUUGAGACUGGAUUUGGUGGAGUCCAGAGUUCAGGUACAUACACUCCUACCUCUCCAGAUCUAUUUAUAUAUUGCAUAAAUUAUAUACUAUUUACCCUGUGCCAGGGAAUAUCCCCCCAUCAUAAAUCAUCUCCAGAAUAUAUUUUAUAUAUUUUAUAUAUUCUAUGCCAGGACAGUCAGCACUUAUCCAGAACUAGAUAGGAUUCCCCGAAUCAAAGUGUGCUUUAAGAACUUUUUAAGUUUACAUUGUAUAUAGUUAUUGAACCAAGUUCUCACCUAUCCCUCCCCAGAGAAAAGUAUACCUCCAGAUCUGUUUUUCUAUACAUUGUAUAUUUUUGGUUCCAGCAAAUCCUCCCCCAUCCAUAACUGGAUAUCCCUACCCAAUUAUGUGUCCAUAUUUUUAAAUAAAAUAUAUUCUGUGCCAGGCAAGUUUUCAUCUCUUCACAACUAUAUACCCCUUCCCCAACUAAGUGUCCAUUCAGAUACAUAUUUUAUAAAAUGUACAUAAUCUGUUCCUUGAAGGUUUCCACCUAUAUAUAACCGAAUAUUCCCUGCUCAAAUAAAAAUAAUUUAGGUAUUUAUUCCAGACAUUGUAUAUAUUCUGUGACAGGAUCCUUCUCACCUAUCCAUAACAAUAUACCCCAUCUCAAAUAAAAGUAGGCAGUAAUGGCGUUUUAAUUAGACAUAGUCUUCUUGCUUUGGCAUCUCCAUUUACAUAUCCAUAUCUCCUUUGUGUAAUGUGCUUCAAAUGAACUAAGCGAUAAUAUCAACAACGUUAUACAGAUGUCUCCUCUUUGAAUUAUUACAUCCAAUCAAUUAUUUAUAGCUACAUGUUUAUGGAAACAAGGGGCACAAAGUAACAAUGCUCAGUCACUGCAGAAAAUAGUCUAAGGGUAUUUUAUUAUUAUACAUUUUUUUUUUUUUUUUAGGGGGAACAUUUAAUUAAUUUUAAACACAUUCAAGAAUUAUACAAAUUUUAUUUUUAUACACAGACACGUAUUUCGUGCUGUUCACAAAUACAUUACCUAGCAACGCAACAAAAUGCUGAAUUUUAAAUCCUAUUUUAAUUAAAUGUAAUAAUAAUAAAAAAAUAUUGAAAAAAAUAAAUAAAAAUAAAUGAAAUAAUUUAAAAAAUCUAAAUUUAAUAAAACAGGAUUCCACCAGCUAAAUGUUAGAUACUAAUACACUUUUUUUUAAUAUAUUAUGUUAAAAAGUGUGACCUCGUAAAAGUUUCCAUUGCCAUAAGCUAUUCCAUAUUUUAAUAUUUACAAUUUCUGCAUUUUAAUAUAAAAAUAUAUAUUUUUUAAAUUGCUGCAUUCAAAUUAAAAUACCCAACCGAAAAAUAAAAAAAUAAAAAAAAUCACACAGUUCACACCUAUUUUUAAUUGUAUUUUAAAUGUAAAUUAAGAAGGAUAAACAGUUCAAUAGUUGACAAUCAGGAGGUGGUCGGUUCUUGGCAAUGAAGUGUUUUGAAGAAAAUUAUUAAAACGUUAGCUUUAAUUGAAGGUUUUUUUUUCUCAAACGCACUUUCUGCCUUUGACGACCUCUUCUGUUUCAAACCCUUUUUAUCCAAUUUGUUCUGAGAUUGUUAAAUGAAGUCAAGACCUCCUUUCUCCCUUAAUUCCAUAAUAAGUAUUUCUCAAUGGCAGCACCGCCUGGAAUUAACACAAAGGGAAAUCACAGGGAGAAAACAGCAGAUUGUUCAAAAUUGUCUUUAUUAGGUGUAAUCACAAUAGGACAGGAUAACUCCCCUCUUUAUAAAGCAAUAAUUAUUUUCAUUAUACAAACAGGAUAUUUUUCAUGCAGAAAAAAAAAGUUUACAUUUGUAAUUUACAUUUUUUUUUUUACAUAUAUGGCUAAAGAGCUGGAUAAAUGUAUUAAAAUAAAAAUAAAUGAAUAAAAAAAAUAUAAAAAUAUAUGUGUACGCUUCUCUUAACAUAUUAUAAUAGCAUCAUUUUUAAAAAAAAAAACAUUAAACAUCUGUUUAUUUUGUUUCUUUGAAAUUCUGUUUGUAUUUUUUAUAUAUAUAUAUUUUAGUGAAAUUUAGAUUCCUGACACAUCUUUCUUUUGUCAAUAUUUGUGUGUUGUAUAUUUGCUUAUUUUUCACACCCCUCCCCGAUUUGCUAAUCUGCUCGUGUCAGUCUCCAAAUUUUCAAUUAAAUUCAGAAAAAGUCUUUUUUUUUUUUUAAUGUGUCUUUAUGUUAAUCUUCAGCCGCUUAAUUGGUACUGCAAACUAAGAGAGUCAUUUCAUUCUGCUCGUUUUAUGAGGUUUUUCAGACCGUAAAAGUCUUAGUCGAGAAAUGUGGCGUUUUCUUUAUUGUGAAAACAUCUUGAAUGUCUGAUUGCAUGUAACAUAUACCAAAUCCUUCAAUAUUUUUUUUUUUAUAUAUAUAUAUAAAUAGACGUGAAACAUAUAUAUAUAUAUAGGUGUAUACAUAAGGAUAUAUUGCAUUUGUUUAUAAUAAAUGUGGCAAUCGCUAGGAAUAUUGGAAUAUGCUUACAAAAAUUAGACACAACAUACGUGAACAUAGAAAAUAUACAAUAAACGUAGUACUAAGCUUUAAUAAAUCUACUUCUCACUUCGUGUACAAUAGGGAAAGCUACCAGGAAAUUAAAUUAGAGAGAGUUCCCCUGCACUCAGCGUGUUGGGACCUCUCUUAAAGUUAACUUUCUAAUCGGAAUCCCGUGACUGACAAAGCAAAAACUGACAUUAACAGUAAAAAAGUAAAAAUAAAAAAUUAAUAAAAAUAAUAAUAAAAAAGUUAAAAGACCCAAAAUAGACCAUCAGUUCUAGAUAUGUGUUCGCUUGCCUUUCUUACAUGGUUUAUUUGAGUCCACUUUCUCCAAGGGAACCUUGUGUGCACCAUGAAUGGGAGCAUCAAUUAACACCACUGGGGAGUGAUAACAUUUGCCUUAUGAUUUUAUUUAAAAAUAUAUAUAUAUUUAUAGAUAAAAAAAUUUAAGAAAGAUAUUCCAGAGGAGUUGAAACUUCCUGUUUUAAACCUUGGUGUGCCAGUUUUUUUUUGUUUGAUAUUUUUGUUUUUUUGAGGGAGGUUUUUAAUGAUGUGUUACCCCUCCUUCCCUUCUCGGGGACACCAAGGGUUAAAUAAAAGUAGGAACAAAAAAAAAAGUUACAUUGUCUUCUUCUCGGCCAGUGCUGUAUGUUAAUUGAUUUUCAUUAUUCGGUGUAGGUUUGGUUCCAAAAUCGCAGAGCAAAAUGGAGAAAAAAGGAAAAUACCAAGAAAGGUCCAGGCAGACCAGCUCAUAACUCCCACCCUACCACCUGCAGUGGAGAGCCCAUGGACCCCGAGGAGAUAGCCAGGAAAGAGUUAGAGAAAAUGGAAAAGAAGAAACGAAAGCAGGAAAAAAAGAUGCUGAGGAACCAGUCUCGGGGCCAGCAUUCUCCCAGCAUGUCACUUCACACACCCAGCUCUGACAGUGACAGUGGCCUCUCCCAGACUCAGGACUCUAUGGAGCCAAGCCACUCAGAAAUGGGACAAAACAGAGACCUAACACAAUCACGCUGUGACCAAACAGGGCAAACCUUUUUCCAAAGCCAAAGAAGCCCAGGACACAGGGACAGGGUUAGUGACAAGGACUCAAACACAGAGUCCAACCACAACUCAGGCUUGUGCCCAAAUGCAAGGGGACCUGGCUUCCAGAAACUCAAUCCCUUCAGUGUGGAAAGUCUACUGUCUGACUCACCACCAAAGAGGAAGGCAGGGCUGGAAUUCCCUGGUUUAUCCAGUCCAAGGACCUUGAUUGGAAAAGGACACUUUCUACUUUACCCCAUUACUCAACCUCUUGGAUUCAUAGUACCACAGACUGCUCUGAAGUCCAACUCUGGCCAGGACCUCUCCUGUCUGGGCCAGAGGGACUCCCUUCACAGUAACUCGGGUCAACCGAGUCAAAGUACCUCCCCAAACAAUUUAACCAAGAACUUUUCAUCAAAAAACACAAACUCUUCUUCCCAGACCACACUGACUGUAUGCAAGACUGAAGGUGGAUGUCAUCAAGGGGACAGCACCAGUCAUGCACAGUCUGGUCCAGGAGACACAGGGAAUGGGCAGAUGGACAAUGCAUAUUCUGAACCAAAGUCUCCCUUGUCCCCAGCAAGUGACAACAAAACCAGAGACACCCCAGACUGUUCAGAGGAAACAACCUGUACCCCAAAACCUAGCAUAGACUGUGAAAACAUAGAUAUGGACUAAACCACCCCAAACAAACCUUCCCCUUCAGAAUCUUACAGACUUCAGACAUUCCCAGUGCUGACCCAGAAGACUUGUCUCACCUCAUAAUUACUUUUUACCUUCAGCCUGUAGAAAAAAAAACAACUAACGAAUCUAACUUAUAAUAAUAUUAAUCAGGUGCAAUUAUUUUAGUAAGAGCAGCAGUGAACAAGAUUUAAUUAGCAAUUUCAACUGAAUAGGAGAGAACUGUACUACUAUAUAAUAAUAAUAAAAUAAAAUAAAAAACAGAAAAAGAGAGACAAACAAAAAGCAACGAAAAUCCUCAUUCUUGUAAAAUGC
Messenger RNA from Pelobates cultripes (western spadefoot toad), 6942 nucleotides. NCBI's taxonomy places the organism in Eukaryota, Metazoa, Chordata, Amphibia, Anura, Pelobatidae. The record is from the annotation of a GenBank genome assembly.